Molecule: messenger RNA, 2760 nt
Organism: Aspergillus glaucus CBS 516.65
Lineage: Eukaryota; Fungi; Ascomycota; Eurotiomycetes; Eurotiales; Aspergillaceae
Exons: 2
Coding region: 480-2333 (617 amino acids)
Source: RefSeq, a predicted model, not a curated record
UGACGAGAUACGGAGUACAGAAUACCCGAUGUGAAGAUUAAGCUUAUCAGCUGAGAAUACUCCGAAGUACUACAGACAUUCAAGUGGACAAUUGAGCCUUAAUUCUAACCAAACAAGAAAUCAAAGGGCAAAGAGUAGAUGAUUGUUUGUGAUUGUUUGCUUUGUGCCUUGCGCUUCAGGAACACACUGACUCAGCAAUCACAUGCGCCGGUGAAAAAAAGUAGCAAAAGAAACGAACAAAAGCUCUGAAUAGCUUCAAAUCCACCCCAAACAGGACAAGACCAGGAGAACCCAGCCGAGGAUGCAGUAUUACUCUCUUCUGUCUGAGCCUCUGUUUGUGUCUCCUGAUUGAAUCAUGUGCUCAAUAGUAGCCAUCGCCAAAAACCCCGCCGGCUAAAAGAGCUUCCCCUCACAGUCCGAUCUUCUUCUCCUCAUCUUCUUUCUUCAUCUGUUCUUGUUCUGUCUUUGUCUUCAAAGUCAUGGGGAACCCUCCGGCUACCAUAAUCAUCGCCAGACACGGCGCGCGCCUCGAUGCCGCCGACAAAAACUGGCAUCUCAUCUCCCCGACUCCCUACGACCCUCCCCUUUCCUACGGUGGCUGGAUGCAGUCUCGAGCCCUCGGGGCUCGCAUCGUUGACCUGCUCACCUCCCAAGAUGAUUCUCCUUUGAUCACCACCACUGGCUCGCCCCGGUCCUAUAGCAGUUCCGCAAAUGUCUCCCCGGACAGCAGCCCCCGAUCGUCUCCCCAGCCACAGCCUUCAUCCAGACGGAAGCGCAGAGUUAUCAUCCAUACUUCACCGUACCUGCGAUGUGUGCAGACUGCGAUCGCCGUUAGCUCUGGCAUCAGCCAGUAUCAUCCAUCCCCGGAAUCCGACCCUGCAGGCGCAUCGACCGACCGGGGUGGAAAUGCUGAUGCAACUCCGGAUGUCCAUCGCUCCCUCCUUCGUGUCGAUGCCUUUCUUGGCGAGUGGCUGUCUCCCGACUAUUUCGAAGACAUCAUGCCGCCUCCUAAUUCCGAACGUCUCAUCGGAGCCGCCAAAGCAGAACUGUUGCGACGGAGCGUCAGCACGGUUCCCCAAGCAGAUAUUAGCAACAAACCGCCGACUGGCUACUUUCCCGGGGGCUGGGGCAGCACCUCCACGCCUACAUCCCCCAUCCGGGAAGUAGGGCCUCCGCCGACCAAUACCAUUGCCAGAGGUCAGAGAUCUCGCGCCGACAGUUAUGAUGCCCUGAACUCCGCCCACAGUACUCGCCCCAAGGGUAUGCUCAGCAGGAUCAAUACCAACCUUUCCUCCAUCCCCAAUGACAGUAGCGGGAGCUAUGUGCCGCCCACCCCAAGUUAUGCCAUCGCUCCCUCGGAUCCCAUCCCCGCCGGAUAUGUCACGCACGCCCGGAAUGCCUGCGCCAACGUAGACUAUCAGUGGGAUAGCAUGCGCACACCGCAAAGCUGGGGUGAUGGCGGUGACUAUGGCGAGGAAUGGAGCGCCAUGCACUCGCGCUUUCGCAACGGCUUGGAGAGCAUGGUCGAGUGGUAUCAAGACAAUGGCAACGCACAGUUGAAUCCACAACAGCCGCUGGACGGCUGCGAGAAAGACAACGACAAGAACGAAGAUGACGGCGACGACGCGGUGGACACUGUAUUGGUUCUGAUCACGCAUGGCGCUGGCUGCAAUGCCAUGGUUGGGGCUUUGACAGGAGAGCCCGUAUUGCUGGAUUUCAACACGGCAUCUCUCACCAUGGCUGUGCGCAAGGACGCUUCUGAGGAUACGCCGGGCGUGAAACCCCGUUAUCGGUCCGUGAGCGAUCCAUCCCGCCUCCUGGCAUAUGACCUGAAAUUAGCCGCAUCGGUUGAUCAUCUCCGUCCUCCGGCAAAGCACCCAACGCGGGGUGGUUCGUCGACCUUGUCGUCACCAGUCACUUUGUCUUCUCCGUCGGUGCCUUACCGGCAUCGGGCGACGUCCCGGUCAUCCCUAUUGCAAGGGCAGUUCAUUAUCGGACCAUCGACACCGGGUCUCAGCUCACAACCGUUGACGAACGGGCGGCCAUCAACCGCCCCACGCGGUGCAUCAGGUCUCUGGGGGUCAAAUUCGACUAGCGGCGAUGAUUCCGCCGAUGACAUUGUGCCCAAUUUUGGUGGUCCGGUAGUGUCCAAUCCAUCCGCGGAUGGGGAAGGGAGCGUCGAGCACAAGCCCGAAGAAGCACCGACGAGUUGGGGGAACAAUCAAGUUCCCCAACGGACUUCGUCCCAACGCGGCCUCUGGGGUAGUGCUCCGUUAAAAACCGAUCGGACCGAUGUCAAACGGCGCUGGACGGUGACCGAACGGAGGGUAUGACAGAGGUGCUUGGCAUGCAACUUGACGUACGAAUCAGCGUUUCUUUUUGCUUUAUUUUGAUGCGAUUUUUAGGAUACCUCAAACUGUUUUUGCUGCUUAUUGGAUGCAUUUCAAGGCGUUGGGAAUUGCUUAGGGCCACCACUUCCGGUCACAGCGUGUUUCGCUGAUUUUGAGCACGAAGUCAACUCAUUCGACUCACUAUAUUCUUUUGGCAUCUGUAGAAUUGGUCUCAAGCCCUCGUAGUGGUACUUUUAUACAGGCCUAAUAUUCUACCUGUGAUUGGCUGGCGGUAUUGAUACCUGAGGCGUAGCGGGGUUCCCCGGAUUUCCUCAUCGGGCACCUUGUGACUUCUUCCUCGCUCUCCCUCACUCUCUUCCACACACUCUCUCCUGCUCACUGAACUUCUUUUCUAUUCUCUCUUUAAAGA